Brenthis ino (lesser marbled fritillary) is the source of this 417-nucleotide messenger RNA. NCBI's taxonomy places the organism in Eukaryota, Metazoa, Arthropoda, Insecta, Lepidoptera, Nymphalidae. The record is from the annotation of a GenBank genome assembly.
AUGAAAUUCGCCGUUGUACUAGUAGCUGUAGCGAUGGUGUUCCUGCAAGCUGAAGGGAGGACCUUCACGAGAUGUCAACUCGUUCAGGAAUUGAGGAGUCAAGGAUUCCCGGAGUCGAAACUUAGAGAUUGGGUUUGUUUAGUUGAAAACGAGAGUUCGCGCACAACAAGCAAAGUUGGCAAAGUAAACAAGAAUGGUUCCGUCGACUACGGCCUCUUCCAGAUAAACGAUAAAUACUGGUGCAGCAAAACUAGUACUCCAGGAAAGGAUUGUAAUGUUACCUGUUCAGAUCUUCUAACCGAUGACAUCACAAAAGCAGCAACUUGCGCCAAGAAGAUUUACAAGCGACAUGGUUUCAACGCGUGGUACGGCUGGAAGAACCACUGCCAAAGCGGCUUACCUGAUAUCAGCUCCUGU